Schistocerca piceifrons (Central American locust) is the source of this 1519-nucleotide messenger RNA. Its product is annotated as phospholipase B1, membrane-associated-like. Gene Ontology annotation, biological process: phospholipid metabolic process. The record is from RefSeq and is a predicted model, not a curated record. Gene Ontology annotation, molecular function: glycerophospholipase activity. Bases 1 to 1188 code for a protein of 395 amino acids. NCBI's taxonomy places the organism in Eukaryota, Metazoa, Arthropoda, Insecta, Orthoptera, Acrididae. The transcript has 6 exons.
AUGCCACUUGAGGUAUUAGAAGUAACUCGAGCAGACAGACAUUCCAUGAGCGGCUGCGCUGACUGCUGUUGGGCGUGCCUGCAGAUGCUGCAGCCGGAGGUCCCUUCGGACCGGCCCUUCCCGUGCGACACGCGCGUCGGCCGCUCGCCCUCCCCGCCGGACUCUGUGCACCGCCUGCGGCCCGGAGACAUCGACGUCGUCGCCGCACUGGGCGACAGCCUCACCGCCGGCUACGGCAACGUCGCCGCCAACCUUCUGCAGGUCGCUAUCGAGAAUAAGGGCAUGUCCUGGUCCAUUGGAGGCGAGGGCAGCUGGCGGCAGUUCCUGACGCUGCCUAACAUCCUGAAGGAGUUCAACCCGCGGCUAGUGGGCUACUCGCUCAACGACUCCCUGUCGCACCAGCACGCGUCGCAGUUCAACGUGGCCGAGGGCGGCGCCAUGAGCCGCGACCUGCCAUGGCAGGCGAACCUGCUCGUCCGGCGCAUGCGCGCGCACCCCCAGGUCGACGUCAGCAGGCACUGGAAGAUGGUAACGAUACUGAUCGGCGGCAACGACUUCUGCAUCGACAUGUGCUACGAGGGGAAGGCGGCCGGCGCGGUCGAGAACCACCGCCGUGAGUUGAUGGAGACUCUGGACUACCUGCGGGCCAACCUGCCGCGUACCAUCGUCAACCUGGUGGUCGCUCCUCACCUGCGGAUCCUGGUGGAAGCCGAAGACAUGCCCGGGAGGUGCUGGCUGACGCACCACGUGGAGUGCCCCUGCCUGAUGGGGUCGCGCUUCCAGGCGCAGCGGCAGCAGUUCUUCGACAUCAUGUCCCGCUGGCAGCAGGUCGACCUGGACGUGGCAAUAGAUAAAAGGUACGCGGGACUGGAAGAUUUCACUGUCGUAGCGCAGCCGUUCCUGCUGAACGCUUCUUUCCUGACGGUGAACACCUCCAGCGGUCCUCGAACCGACUUCACCUUUUUGUCGCAGGACUGUUUCCACUUGAGCCAGAAAGGUGACGCUCUAGCUGCAAACGCCCUGUGGAACAACCUGAUGGAGCCUGUGGGCAACAAGUCUGUAGAGUGGCAGGAGACGUUCUCGCGCUUCUUGUGCCCCACGCAGGAGAGCCCCUACAUCUACACCAACGAGAACAGCAGGCGGGGGGCGAGCAGUCGUCGUCGGCGGCGGCGGCAGCGCGGCCGGUGACUGCGGUGAUGGACGCAGCCGAACGCUGGUUUGUUUGGACACGUGACGUAGUGCUACUGACCGAGUCUCACGCAGACUCCGAUGUAGGAAGUGUAAUUUAUAUUUUUUUUAUAGGCGGUAAAUUUUCCGGUAAUUCCGGUCGUCUUUCUUGGCAUGAGUGAUUUCGACACACAGAGCAGAGUUGUGUGAUGUAAAAAUGUAUAAACUCCUACCUGUACUGAAAGCAACAUAUUUCAAAAUCUGUCUUCACGAAAUAGACAGAAAUUUGGUGUUUUAUAUGACUGUGCCAAAUAUGCUGUUAUAAUAAUUACAGUACUUUUCAACUGUUGGA